AUGUAAGAACCUAUAAAAUUUACUCUCUUUGUUCCUUAAGCCAAAGAAAUACAACUUCUGAAAUAAAUUUUUUCUUGUUUGGAUAAGGAGCUAAGGCAUUUCAAAUUCUUUGUGAAAUUGCUUUGAUAAUUACUUUACCUUGACAUCUGUAACUGAAAGAAUGAAAAUUGCAAAGAACUUUACUAAAGAAGGAACUUGAGGUUUUUUAUUUAAAAGAAGUCUCUUAAUAUGAACUUCAAGUUUUAGCCAUUAAAAUUUGCUUUCUUGAUUCUUUUAUUAAAGGAUCAUGUAGAGUUAUACUUUCAUUCUUUUUCCUUACAUGUUUUAUCUUAAAUGGAAUCGGUGAUUUAAAUCAUUAGAACUAGAAGGAUAAAUUUAUAUAUUUUCAAUGUUUUUAGGAUACAUGCAAGGCUAAAUAGAUUUCAUUUAUGA
This is a messenger RNA of Paramecium sonneborni, 432 nucleotides long. The record is from the annotation of a GenBank genome assembly. Lineage: Eukaryota; Ciliophora; Oligohymenophorea; Peniculida; Parameciidae.